CCUUGGAUUAAAGGUUACAAAAAUUCAUGAAGCUCUAAAAUUCCAUCAAUCCCCAUGGAUGAAGCCAUAUAUAGAGGAAAAUAUUUGCAAAAGAAAAAUUGCUAAAGCAUCUGGGGAUGAAUUUGGAGUUAUGUACUAUAAAUUAAAAAAUAAUGCCAUCUUUGGUAAGCAAAUGGAAAAUGUCCAAAAACAUAUGAGAGUAGAAUUACUUAAACCUGAUGGGGACAAAAAACUUAAAUGUCUUACCACAUCUCCUUUAUAUGUAGGGCAAGCAAUUCUUGAUAUUAGUAAGGCUAUGAUGUAUAACUUUUGGUAUGGCUAUAUUAAACCCCAUUAUGGAGAAAAGGCCCGCCUUCUUUAUACUGAUACCAAUUCACUAAUUAUGUGGAUUGAAACUGAAGACAUUUAUAAAGACUGGGCAGAGAGGCCAGACCUAUUUGAUCUUAAUAAUUCUGGAGACUUAUUUCUAAUGAAAGAUGAGUUUCUUCCAGUUGGUCAUGAUCCCAAAACGCCAAAAACAGAGGCGGAUUUUGAAAAAGAGUUAGAAGAGAGGGUUGAGAGGGUUGGCAGAGAAAGCAUGGCAUACAAAAGGCCAAGGGCAUUAAAAAAACACUAUGAUCAUCAAAUUUAUUUAGAACGCGUUAACAAAAUAGGGCUAAAUCCUUAUGACAGGGUAAUUCCUGAAGAAGCAGAAAAAAGAGCUAUGAAAUUAACACUCAAACCCGAAUAUCAAUAG
Molecule: messenger RNA, 736 nt
Organism: Entrophospora candida
Lineage: Eukaryota; Fungi; Glomeromycota; Glomeromycetes; Entrophosporales; Entrophosporaceae
Source: the annotation of a GenBank genome assembly